UUAAACGUCCAACUUUAUUCUUGUUGCGGUUUAUUGAUUAUACUAAGGGAGGGGUUUGCGUUUUAUGCGAGAAUGCAUUUAAGUUAACGUUCGUCUGCGUUACCGCUUUUUCUUGAUUUCUUACAGAUAGAGUGUCGAUGAUAUUACACACACAUACAUAUAUUGGAAUUUAACUGUUCAUUACAUCAACUUCCGCUAACAUCUUUUCAAGAAUUUUAGUAUUAUGGCUACGCCGGAAGAAAAACGUAUUGUUGUUAUAGCUACGGAUGGUAGUGAUCAUUCGGACUAUGCUUUUGACUAUUACCUUCAGCACGUGCGGAAAGAAAACGAUUCAGUGUGUCUGGUCAAUGUACCUGAAAGUUACGAUCUGACGUUAGCAAGUCCAGCCACGGUUGAUUCUAUAGUGAAAGAUUUAAAAAAGAAACUGAAAAUAAUAGAAGACAAAAGUGCGAAAAAAAUACAAGAAAACAAGUUACACGGAAAGUUUCGAACAGGUCAAGGAAAACCGGGUGAGGUAAUAUGCCAGCUUGCAAAAGAAGAAAAAGCCGAUUUGAUCGUAAUUGGCACGCGCGGGCUCGGCAAAAUCCGUAGAACUUUCCUCGGCUCCGUGAGCGACUUUGUCGUCCACCAUGCUGACAUGCCAGUUCUGGUCUGCAGACAAGAAACCAAAGGGAAACACGAUGAUAAAGAAAAACAACAGAAAGAAAAACAACAGAAAAAGGCUUAACCUUAUAUAAAUCAGACUUAAAAGGCCUUUAACUUUACAAAAAUCAGAUAUGUGUUCAUGUGCUUUAGGAUGCGUUUCAUUUUGCUGUAAUAUUUAAUGCAUUUAAGUCUUUCAUCCAUCGA
Messenger RNA from Ruditapes philippinarum (Manila clam), 849 nucleotides. Its product is annotated as universal stress protein in QAH/OAS sulfhydrylase 3'region-like. NCBI's taxonomy places the organism in Eukaryota, Metazoa, Mollusca, Bivalvia, Venerida, Veneridae. The coding region runs from base 224 to 727 and encodes 167 amino acids. The record is from RefSeq and is a predicted model, not a curated record. The transcript has 4 exons.